AUGUGCCGAUUUAUGAUUUAUAAAGGUAAAGAACCAAUGAUUCUUUCAGAUUUGCUUACUAAACCUGCUCAUUCAAUAAUUAACCAAUCUUUUGAUUCUAGGUUACGUUUAGAUUUAAGAAAUCCAAUAAAUGGAGAUGGUUUUGGAGUCGGUUAUUAUACAAAUCAUACACCUUGUUGUUUUAAAGCAAUUACUCCAGCUUGGAAUAAUGUUAAUUUAGAAAAUUUAUCAAAAUCAACAGAAAGUAAUUUAGUAUUUGGUCAUGUUAGAGCUUCAACUCAAGGUGUUUUAUCAGAAACAAACUGUCAUCCUUUUCUGUAUGAAAAUAUAAUGUUUAUGCAUAAUGGAGGUAUUUCAAAAUUUGAAUUAAUAAAGAAAAAAUUGAUUAAUUAUAUUGAUGAUAAAUUUUUUUUACUUAUUCAAGGUUCAACAGAUUCGGAAUGUGCAUUUGUUUUAUUUUUACAUAUUUUGAAUAAAUUAGGUUAUAGUGAAGGGUUAAUACCGCAUAAUAUUUUCAAAAAAGCUUUAUUAGAAACUAUUGGAUUAAUUAGAGAAUGGCAAUGUGAAGUUACCGAUGAACCAAGUUUAUUAAAUUUUGCUGCUACUGAUGGUAGAUCAGUUGUAAUUUCAAGAUACAUUACAUCUUCAACUGAUGAAGCUGCUAGUUUACAUUUUUCAACUGGUUCUAAAUUUUAUGAAUAUUCAUCUGGAUUAUUUAGAAUGGAAAGAUUAAAUAGAAAUCAAAAUGUUAUAUUAGUUUCUUCAGAACCUUUAACAUUUGAAAGAGGUGAUUGGUUAUGUGUUCCAACUAAUACAAUUAUAACAAUAACAAAUAAAAAUACAAUAUUAAUGCAUCCUAUUGAAGAUCAAUUUUAUAAUAAUAAUGAGAGAUCAUCUGGAUUAGCAAUGAGUAAAGGAUUAAUGAAUGUUUAUUGA
Messenger RNA from Insectozyma verbasci, 936 nucleotides. Lineage: Eukaryota; Fungi; Ascomycota; Pichiomycetes; Serinales; Debaryomycetaceae. The record is from the annotation of a GenBank genome assembly.